Plodia interpunctella (Indianmeal moth) is the source of this 1694-nucleotide messenger RNA. RefSeq names its product Slowpoke binding protein (gene Slob). NCBI's taxonomy places the organism in Eukaryota, Metazoa, Arthropoda, Insecta, Lepidoptera, Pyralidae. The coding region runs from base 174 to 1643 and encodes 489 amino acids. The record is from RefSeq and is a predicted model, not a curated record. The transcript is spliced from 11 exons.
AAUUAGUCUAUAUUGACAUAGUUCUUGUCGAGCAGCGGAAUAUUGCAUUCGUUUCAACGCAAUAUCGAAGAAUUUAAUUGUUCUUAAAACUAUUACGCUUAUCUGAAGAUACUAAUUUAAAGUUACGAUGUUAAGCCAUAAAUUAUAGUGACAGGAAAUUGAGGAGCAGAUUAAUGAAAUACAUUUUGAAGAAGUUGACAUUGGGCUUAAGGAAAUCAGCCAUGUUCAAUUUAUACCAGCAUAUGAAGGCGAAUAAUGAGGGCAAAGAGCCAAAGGAACCAGAGACAACAGGCCAUGAUAGGUUCUACCAGGAGAGACCCAGGACGAGCUAUAGGAAGAAGAAACGUCGCGGAGCGUGUAGAAGAGCACAAUCCGCUGCAGAAUUGAAUCCUGAGUCUAUAGCUGCCGCCAAUAGGCGGAAUGCUUUCAAAAUACGUUCAGUUUCGACUGACAGGGAAGAAAGUGAGGAAACUGGGAAGCAGGAAGAUGCAGACGGAUCAUCGUGCGCUUGUAGCUCAAAAGAGAAUUCUGAACGCGCUCCGCUUGUGGCCCAGAAAAUAGACUCUCUGGCCAAGUUGUUGUUCAACAAGUCUCUGAUCGGGAGUGGUUCGGGGAAGUCCUCGCCAUCUGAACCACCGGCGUCGCCAAGGGUUGAGCGUUCAAUGGAAAGUUCUGCAGCUUUGGCCAUUUGCACGGAAUAUUUGACACAAUCGUCGAGGUACGACCUGAUAUCACAACUAGGCUCAAUAGGGGCUCGACCCAAUAAACACUGGUUUGCAAUUCACGACAACUCUAUCAAGACAGACAGACUUCUCACUUUGAUGCCAUUAACCAACAAAUGCCCCGUCGAGCCGAGCGAGCGCUCCCGCGGACUCAUCAUGGAGCUGUUCCGCGCGCUGCACCACCCGUAUAUCUGCCCAGUGCUGGACCUGGAGUUGUGCAGUGGACAUGCGCUGGCUGUGCUGCCUUUCAACGCUAGGGGGAGUCUGAAGGAUCUUAUUUAUAAGAGCAACUGGAACGACGAGUAUUCGAGAAAGUACGGUGCGGUCGGCGCCGGCCUGCCCGCCCCGCAAGUGGCCAGGUUCGGACGGCAGAUGCUGGAGGGGCUGAUGUUCCUCAAGGAGAAGGGGUUCCCGCCAUUCAGGCAUCUGCAUUCGGGGAACGUGGUCGUGCAGAACGGAGUGGCGAGAAUCUGCGGCUUAGAAAACACGCUCAUUGGAGCCCUGCCGCAGAGCCCCAUUGCGCUGGCGACGCUCGAACACGUGGAGACGCUGUCUUUGGGCCGGGUGCUGUACGAGAUGUGCGCAGGCGCUGAAUUGGACCUCUCGCUUUUGCAGGAUUUAGUAUCCAACUACCCGCAUGUGGCUGAGAUAAUCGAGCUUAUCUUCGGGCCGCGCACGCCUAGCCUGCACGAGCUGUUGCUGUGCGAGCUGUUUAGGAAGAUAGACCUUAGAGAGAUGAAAGGACCUUGUUUACCGAACUUCAGCCAGCGCUUGUCGCGCUCGUGCCUGUCGCUGCUGGGCGAGGUGUCGCGGCGCCAACCGGGCGCGCGCCGCUCCGGCCCCGCCACGCCCGCCACGCCGCCCGCACGCAGGAGACAUUUCCCUUUUGAGCAAGACUACACAGAGGAGUGGCAGUGGUGACUUUAUUAUAUAAAUACAAAUGCAAUAAACGUGUAUGCUUAUUUUAAUUCA